CUUUCAUUCUCUACAUCCCUCUCUUUCAACCAUUUGCUUUUGUACUCUCUUGAGCUUUGUUGUCUUCCAACUUGAAAGCAUGGCAACGGCGGCGUUCAAAGUUCAGGGUCUUUUGGUUCUGUUUCUGUUAGCGAACGGUGCCUUCACAGUGUCAGCAGCUCGUCCUUUGAGCAUCAUUAAGGAAGUGAACGCAGGCAUUGAGGAGGACACGGACGUGUUUGACUGGUUAUCUCUGGGAUCAGUGAAGCAGUCGGGGCCAAGUGCCCCCGGGGAGGGACACAAGUUCACCAACUCCGACACUUUAGGAGGGAUUAAGAACUCGGGUCCCAGCGCUGGAGGAGGGGGACACAAAUUUACCAAUAGUCAGACCUUCGGAGAUGUUAAGGACUCCGGCCCCAGCGGCCCCGGUCAAGGACACUAGUCAUCGGCCACAUGCCAUCUAAUCACCAAGAAACUUGCAGAUUAUUUAACUCCUUCAUUCUUUUGGUUUGUUGGUUCUUUUUUUUUUUUCCCCUUCUUCAAGAUCUUGUGUUACCAAGAAUAUUAUGAUUGUAUUGCAUAUAAUAUAAUUAUAUGUAUAAUGACGUAAGCUGGGGCCGGGAGGCCAAAUAUUUCAAAUUUAAUAUACAUGCAUACAUUUAUGUAUUGUUAAUUUGAUUCCUUAACAUAUUUUUAUUUUUUAAAUACUUUAAGUUACAAAUAAUCAUUAGAUAACAAUUAUGCGUGUGUAUUAUAUUUUAGAUGUA
Molecule: messenger RNA, 746 nt
Organism: Neltuma alba
Lineage: Eukaryota; Viridiplantae; Streptophyta; Magnoliopsida; Fabales; Fabaceae
Product: PAMP-induced secreted peptide 2-like
Exons: 1
Coding region: 80-421 (113 amino acids)
Biological process (GO): innate immune response; regulation of developmental process
Source: RefSeq, a predicted model, not a curated record